Molecule: messenger RNA, 4832 nt
Organism: Morone saxatilis (striped sea-bass)
Lineage: Eukaryota; Metazoa; Chordata; Actinopteri; Moronidae
Gene: fancb
Product: FA complementation group B
Biological process (GO): positive regulation of double-strand break repair via homologous recombination; interstrand cross-link repair; negative regulation of double-strand break repair via homologous recombination
Cellular component (GO): Fanconi anaemia nuclear complex
Source: RefSeq, a predicted model, not a curated record
ACUGUAUUCAACAUCCGACGAAACGCGUUUAUCUAAUCAUCCGUAUAAUUGAUUGGUUCAAACGGAACCAGCAGCAGGCGUAAUCUAAUUAAUGAUUAUUCAUCUUAUCGCCAACUCGCUGCUGUUUAUCAACUCUCACCCACAAUGCACUUGGCGCUGACAGGAAGCGUUCAAUUUCAUUUGGCGCGCCGCUGUGAGUGUACAGUUGUUAUGAUGAGUUGAAAACGGCUUCAUUUCUCUCACAAACGUUAUGUUUAUCAGCUAGCCGCCAGUUUGUACACCUUGGUGAGACAUGUGUCGUGAAAGUGAGCGCUCCCAACUUCGCGGUAACGUUAACACGAACUGUCAAUAAAGGAGGAAUCGAACCUGGUAGGCGCCUGAACUUUCCCUAUUUGCAUAAUGGAGAUAUUGUUCUCAGAAGGUGUGUGUCAAAACCUCCAUCGGCUCUGCCUCUGUGGAAAGAUAAUCUCGUUUAACUGCCAACGAGCUUCAGCCACAAACGAAAGCGAAAGGAGUGAGUUGGUAUUCAGCAGUCUUUCGUUUGAACGGGAGGGGAAGGCGUUCGUGAAGGCAGCAGACGGAGCGGCUGUCAUCAGCGGGAAAAGAUCCGCUCAGCUGGAUAUUGUCAAAUGUCAAUGUGCCAUAAAUGUUCAGACGAGAGUCACUACACCGUGUGUUUUGGUUACAAAGAAGAGUGAGAAAGGAGAGGGCUUCCAGUAUAGUCUCCUCACACUGAGCAGCUCGAACCGACUGGAGCCCUGCAUUGAGUUUAAACUCCCAUAUCAAAUGAGGGAGGGUGUCUCCAUCCUCAGGGGCCCCACAGUGUUGUGGAGCCACGCUGGUAAUGUCUUCUAUACAUCCCUGCAGGCAGGAGAGGUGAGACAGAUUCCCAUUCAGUUGUCCCACACUGUCGUUGGAGAACUCCCCCUUCACAAAGAACAGGUGUUUGUUCUCGGCCUGCAAAACCUUUCAGGGAACUGGUCCACAAGUCAAACCCUGGGCUACUUUGUUGAGGAUGGACACGUGUUUGAUGGCGCAAUGGUUUUGCCUCAUCCCUACAUUUGCAUCACACGAUGCCUCUUGGUGCUCUCAGCUGAAAAAAGGGAUGGUGACGGUGUGUUGAAAUCUGCUGUGGUUGCAGCAACUUCUAAUCAGCAGCUUGUUUAUUUUGAGAAUGGCAUCGUAAAGGACACAUGUCAGCUCCCCUUUGAACAGCCUGAGAAUAUUCAGCUAGUCGACACGGGAAGAAAUGGCUGUCUGUUUGCUGUGUCCUUUCACCAGGGGCAUGUAUGCGCUGUAUGGAAGAAGACGUUUCAGAUAGCCUCCCAGUGGUCAGGUGUCAGCUCGGUCCACGUGGAUGACUUCUUGGGAUGUGGAACAGAUCAGAUGCUGUUGAUUUUUAAGGAUCAAGGUGUAACAGAGCAGCCACUGGAAAGAUUCCUCCUCACGGACCUGUGCGGCAUUACAUAUGCUCAUUGCCAGGACAAUGAAGCACCGAAGACGUCUCCUCCACCAGAGAACUAUCUCCUCACUCUUCAAGCAUUAGAGUCCAGACUACAGAGUGGAUUGACCGUGCUGCAGGAGCUUCAGCAGGAGGUGAGAGUGAAGGAAAGAGUUCUACAGCAGUCAGUCCAAGCCCUUACUGAUGUGAUCUCAGAAAGAAACCCUACUCUCACACAGCCUGAGCAGGAAGGCCUCAUUGCUCUGUGGGACUGUGAUGACGAGUCAAAGGAAGAGGCCAUGGAUGACAAGACACAAGACAUGCCAGCAGUGUCUUACCAGUGGCCAGUGUGAGCUUAUCCAUCCUGACAGAGACAGGCCAGAGCUCAACGCCCGCAGUCAUCCAAACCCAGAGCCAAGUGUUCUGGCUCCCUGCACCCUGCUCCUCAUCAUCAUCAUCUGCCUCCUCCUCUUCCUCUGCCUUAACGUUCCCAGAGCCCGCAGCCAAAAGAAGCAAGCGGCACAAUGCCGGCAGACUCAAUGAUCUCAACACAUGCAGACUGGCUGUGACUGCUGUGACCAAGCUGACACCUCUGCUGAACUCUGGCUGUGUCAAGUGCUGUGUCAUGCUCCAUUAUGCCCAGAGACAAGAUGCUUUUGCUGUUGUGAGCAACCUAACACCAGUUGUCCUCCAUUGUGGUCAAGUUGAUUUAGACAUCCACAGUGAUUUCCACACCCAACUGCUGAAAAACCCCGAACUCAAAACAGAUGAGGUUGAAGAGGACUUACUGAGUUUGAUUGCGGUGCUGGAUCACUGGGUCUUCCACAUAGACUCUCCUGAUCACAGCUUAGGUGAUAUAGAUGGCUGGAUUCAGAAAAGAGUCGGUUGUCAGAGGAUAGAAGUGAGCCCUCAGUAUCUACUGUUAAAUUCUUCAGGACCAUCUGCUCUCAUGCUGCUGCGCUGGCAUCAGAUAACCCCUUUCCAGGGGGAGUUGUCUGUCCACUCCAGCCACAUGCAGAUGCUCCGGUUCCUGGACUCUCUCUUGACGUACCUGCCUGUGUCCUGCUCCAUGCAGCCUGUCAAAGGUACAAGAGGACAACGUACAGCUCAAAUAUUGUCUUUGGCACUGGAGAAAGAGGUGGCCUCACUCAGAGAGGGUGUGUCACUGCUACUGUGUGAAGAAGAGGAGGAGAAGAAGAAGAGUCUUGGACAUGAGGACACCCCUGAGCCAGUUUCCGUAGAGGGGCUCCAGAGGUGUAGAGAGGUGUGGCAGCAGGAGGUGGAGAGGGGUAGGAUGAGGUUGAGCCCCCUGGUGGAUGUCGGGAGGUAUCGUAGGCUGACCCAAAGCAUGUGUGAAGUCCAGCUUGAUGGGGAUUUGGCAGCUCUCUUAGACAUUCAGAGAACUUUGCUCAGCUAAUAUGCGGUUAUUGUUGAAAAGCCUAUGGCUAAGAAUGUGUUUCCUGGAUAAGCAGAAGUAAGUCUUCAAUAGUGUAUCUUGUCAAGGGUAAUCACGAAAAAGACAGUUCAUCUUGCAUGCGCUGCACAUUUCACCUGUGCUGAGAGCCACCCCCGUUGCUGGCUUGCUUAUGUCUGUGCUGCACUGUGUGUGUCUGCUCUCUCUCUCUCUCAGACAGCCUCCUGGGGUUUAUAUCUGCCUAGUGUCUGUUGCUGUGUAGAGCCUCAGCCUGCUUCCAUUGGAUCACCUCCUGGUUUUCACAGCCUUAAUCUGAUACUGAUGUUAUACUGCUCUCUGCUCAUUCUUCUGUUCAUGUCCCUUUAGACCCUCUUUGUUCAAAAACGCUCUUUAAUGUCCGUUGCUUCUGCGGCUGCUGCUGCGUGCUAUUCAGUAGGAGACAGAAAGCCCUUUCGUCCUGGAGUGAGAAACUUCACUGUCAUGAAUAAAGACAACAGAUGAUAUAGAGAGCAAAGGGUUACACAUCUGCUCAGUGGUCGGAGUUGACUGAAAGCUUUUAGUGGUACUUUCCCCUCAUGGUUCAGUUAUUUUCCUGUGAAAUGUAAAUUUAAAAAUAAAAAAAGUCCUUGGAUGCCAUUUCUCCUGUGAUGCUGCACAGGCUGUCAGCGCUGCUAGUUAAAAUACCAUUCAUUCAAGUAAACAUCAAACCCUACUUAAAAGGGCAUCAGCUUUGCUGGAUACCUAAGUUCUGUGGCAGCUUGACCAGAAGUGUUGGCUAAAAUGGCUGUUGAGGUUGUGGUUUUUUCUUCCCAGUGGGAGCUGAAAAACGAGGAUGUGCAUUUUGUUUGUUCCGGGAGCUACUCCAUCUGCUUGUAGUACUCGGUCUGCGGAGAGAUAAACUCCCCCUCUUUUACACCUUUAAUGUCUCUGCUUCAUUGCAAAUAGCCACUUCCACUGGACUCGCUGCCACAGGACUCUCCUGAACAUGAUUACUUCAAAGUUUCCUAUUUUCACAAGUGCUUCCGAAUGUGUUACUUGAUGAUGGUAAUGCUGCUGUGGGUUAAUAAAUGUUACAGACAUGCAAAACCUGUUUUUGUCAUGUUGGAAUGGAAAUAAAGCUCCCGUUUGCAGCUCAGUUAGCUUUUGCCGUUCAAUUCAGACAACUGAACUUUCAUGCAAGUUGAUCAUGCACACCAACACUUUUUUUCUAUAUUUCUCACAUACAGGAAACACCCCCCCACAUACACACCUUUUAUUCUGCUGCGAGACACCCUGCACUCUUGUCACUUCCAGCAUCGAAGAACAAUUGUGAAUUCUGUAACCAUAACACCAGUAAAUGGAUCACAUGUGAAAACGAAAAUUCAAUUUUAUUGGUGUUUCCUCAAAGCCCCGACUGCCACCCAGAGUAAAAUAUAUGGUUUGUCAUGCCAUUAUUGCUUGUUAACUUCCAUUAACUCUGAGUGGUGGAAGAAGGCUGCAGGGUUUCUACCCUCCACUGAAGUCCCCUCACGUUAAUAGGGAAUGAAAACGUGGUAGUUAUGAAACAACUCAGACAUGGAGAAAACCAAAAUCUACACCUCAUCUAGCUUAUUAAUAUUACCUGCAUUGACAUAUUCCUGCAUCUUUUGACACCUUUGUGGAUGCCAGCCACAUACUGUCACUUUGGUAUGGAGGUCCAUUUCUGCUAGGAAAAGGAAAAAGUAGAUGUAAGGUUAGUCAAAAUGAAAGUUAGUAAAUCAAAAUUAUGAUAUAAAAAAAAAUCUCAAUCUCAUUUAUAUGUUGUAUUUUUUUCAUUACUUUCAUUACAAUAAUUUUGAUGGUCAAAAUUUUUAAUGACCAUUUUUUUUAUCACGACUAACUUUUUUAUUUUCUUGGCAGAAUAUACUUUCGUAUGUAAUUAGCGUAAUAAUACAAUAUUUAAAGAUCUAAGAUCUUUACUUUAUUGACCAUAUAAAUAUUUAUAUUCAUAAAUUAAGA